CCUCUCUCUUUCUAGUUCUGAGGGGGGGCGACCAUAGCUAUCUUUUAAUCAUUUCAUCCCUAGAAUUUAGUGCAGUUCUUACCACAGAGUAGUUUCCUAAUAAAUAUGUGAUAAAUGAGUGCAUACUUUAGGCAGUGGGAAACUGUUGAAGGAUUUCAAGGGGAAGAUAUAAUACAGAAUGAUUUGCGGUUUAGAAAGAUAAUUUGGUGUCUUUAUGGAGGAGGGCAACUUGAGGAAUGUUUUUAUUUGGACUUUGUAUCGGUUUGGACUUGACUAUAAGUAAUCCAACUCAAACCAACUUAAAAAGAAGAAUUUAUCCUGGAUCACGGAAUCCAAAGAGUGAUUUGAAGAGCCGUCCUCAUGAAGGGGUUCAUCGGGGCUUCAGGAACAAAUAAAAACAGGGCUGUUGGUGGUGGUAUCAUGGAUACAGAAAUGUCUGAAGAUAUAGACCACAACUUAACUCCUACCCUUGACAGCAUGUCUUAUGGAAUGCCGAAUCAAACAGGAUCUGAAAAUUCAUUGCUGGAUGAAGAUGAUUAUUUUUUGAACUCUGGGGAUCUUGCAGGAAUUCCAGUCGUUGGUAGUGACAAUGAGGAUGAACAGGAUUUUAGUUCAAAGGACAAUCUUGUUUCUUCAAUUCAUACUGAUGAUAGCUUGGAAGUAGAGAGAAGAGUCACACAACAUGAAUCAGACAAUGAAAAUGAAAUACAGAUUCAAAAUAAAUUAAAAAAAGACUUUCCUAAACAGUUUGAUCAGGUUUCUGUCUUUAAGUCAAUACGGAAAGAUUUUAGUCUAGUAAGAGAAAACAGCAAAGAGACAUUUUCUGGAAAGGAGAAAAAUAGAGACCUAACUUAUCAUGAACGUGAAAAACGGUUGGAUAAACCCCAUAAAGAGUUGGAUUCAAGGUUGAAAAGCAGUUUUUUUGAUAAAGCAGCUAAUCAAGUUGAAGAAACAUUACAUACCCAUUUACCACAAACCCCAGAAACAAACUUUAGGGAUUCCAGCUAUCCAUUUGCCAAUAAAGAAUCCAUUGGUUCGGAACUGGGAAAUUCCUUUGCAUCAAAUAUUAGAAUUAAAGAAGAACCUUUGGAUGAUGAGUAUGACAAAGCAAUGGCACCACAGCAGGGACUACUAGACAGAAUUAAAGAUGAACCUGACAAUGCUCAAGAGUAUAGUCAUGGCCAACAGCAAAAAACUCAAGAAGGGGAAUUGAAAAUUAGUGCCGUCUUUUCAGUCAGUGGCAGUCCUCUUGCUCCUCAGUUGACUACUGGCUUUCAGCCUUCACUGGCGUCAUCUGGCAUGAAUAAAAUGCUUCCUUCAGUUCCAGCCACAGCUGUCCGAGUUUCCUGUUCUGGUUGUAAAAAAAUCCUGCAGAAGGGGCAAACUGCUUAUCAGAGGAAAGGGUCUACUCAGCUUUUCUGCUCCACGCUGUGCCUCACUGGAUAUACAGUUCCACCUGCCCGCCCACCGCCUCCUCCCACCAAGAAAACUUGUUCAAGUUGCUCAAAAGAUAUUUUAAAUCCAAAGGAUGUGAUCAGUGCCCAGUUUGAAAAUAGCACCACUAGUAAAGAUUUUUGCAGUCAGUCAUGUCUGUCAACAUACGAACUGAAAAGGAAACCUGUUGUCACCAUAAAUACGAAUAGCAUUUCAACCAAAUGCAGCAUGUGUCAGAAGAAUGCUGUUAUUCGACAUGAAGUUAAUUACCAGAAUGUGGUGCAUAAACUUUGCAGUGAUGCCUGCUUCUCGAAGUUUCGCUCUGCCAACAACCUCACCAUGAACUGUUGUGAGAACUGUGGGGGCUACUGUUACAGUGGCUCUGGGCAGUGCCACAUGCUUCAGAUAGAGGGCCAGUCUAAGAAGUUUUGUAGCUCAGCGUGUGUCACAGCAUAUAAGCAGAAAUCAGCCAAAAUUACACCAUGUGCGCUUUGCAAAUCAUUGAGAUCCUCAGCAGAAAUGAUUGAAAAUACCAAUAGCUUGGGAAAGACAGAGCUUUUCUGUUCUGUUAAUUGCUUAUCUGCUUACAGAGUUAAAAUGGUUACUUCUGCAGGUGUACAAGUGCAGUGUAACAGUUGUAAAACCUCAGCAAUCCCUCAGUAUCACCUCGCCAUGUCAGAUGGAAGUAUCCGCAACUUCUGCAGCUACAGCUGUGUUGUCGCGUUCCAGAAUUUGUUCAACAAACCAACAGGAAUGAAUUCUUCAGUAGUGCCCUUGUCUCAGGGCCAAGUAAUUGUAAGCAUCCCCACAGGUUCAACGGUGUCAUCAGGAGGGGGGAGCACCUCGGCCGUUUCUCCCACCUCCAUCAGUAGCUCUGCUGCAGCUGGUCUCCAGCGACUCGCUGCCCAAUCCCAGCAUGUUGGGUUCACACGAAGUGUUGUGAAACUCAAGUGUCAGCACUGUAACCGCCUUUUUGCCACAAAACCAGAACUUCUUGACUAUAAGGGUAAAAUGUUUCAGUUCUGUGGCAAGAAUUGUUCUGAUGAAUAUAAGAAAAUAAAUAAUGUAAUGGCAAUGUGUGAAUAUUGUAAAAUUGAGAAAAUUGUAAAGGAGACUGUGCGAUUCUCAGGUGCUGACAAGUCAUUCUGUAGUGAAGGUUGCAAAUUGCUUUAUAAACACGACUUGGCAAAACGCUGGGGAAAUCACUGUAAAAUGUGCAGUUAUUGUUUACAGACAUCUCCUAAAUUGGUACAGAAUAAUUUGGGGGGGAAAGUAGAAGAGUUCUGUUGUGAAGAAUGCAUGUCCAAAUAUACAGUUCUGUUCUAUCAGAUGGCCAAAUGUGAUGGCUGUAAGCGACAGGGUAAACUCAGCGAGUCCUUGAAAUGGCGAGGAGAGAUGAAACAUUUCUGUAACCUGCUUUGUAUCUUAAUGUUCUGUAAUCAGCAGAGUAUGUGUGACCCACCUUCACAAAACAAUGCAGCAAGUAUUUCCCUGGUGCCAGCUGCUUCAUCAGGGCCCCCAUCUCUAAGAAAGGAUUCAACUCCAGUUAUAGCUAAUGUAGUCUCAUUAGCCAGUGCUCCUGCUGCUCAGCCCACAGUGAAUUCUAACAGUGUCUUACCAGGUGCAGUUCCAACAGUAACAGCAAAAAUCAUUGGUGAUGCAAGUACACAAACAGAUGCCCUGAAACUGCCACCUUCCCAGCCCCCAAGACUUUUGAAGAACAAAGCUUUAUUGUGCAAACCCAUCACACAGACUAAAGCCACCUCUUGCAAACCACAUACCCAAAACAAAGAAUGCCAGACAGAAGACACUCCAAGUCAGCCCCAGAUCAUUGUGGUGCCAGUUCCCGUACCAGUGUUUGUGCCCAUACCUCUUCAUCUUUAUACUCAGUAUGCACCAGUCCCAUUUGGAAUUCCAGUUCCAAUGCCUGUCCCUAUGCUUAUUCCAUCAAUGGAUAAUGAAGAUAAAGUCACCGAGAGUAUUGAGGACAUUAAGGAGAAGCUUCCUUCACAUCCAUUUGAAGCUGAUCUUCUUGAGAUGGCGGAAAUGAUUGCAGAAGAUGAAGAGAAGGAGAAGACUCUAUCCCAGGGAGGAUCCCAAACUUCUGAACAGGAACUCUUUCUAGACACCAAGAUUUUUGAAAAAGACCAAGGAAGUACAUACAGUGGUGACCUUGAAUCAGAGGCAGUAUCUACUCCGCAUAGCUGGGAGGAAGAGUUGAAUCAUUAUGCCUUAAAGUCAAAUGCUGUGCAAGAGGCUGAUUCAGACUUGAAGCAGCUCUCAAAAGGGGAAACUGAACAGGAUCUAGAAGCAGAUUUUCCAUCCGAAUCCUUUGACCCACUGAAUAAAGGACAGGGAAUCCAGGCACGUUCCCGAACAAGACGACGGCACAGAGAUGGCUUCCCUCAGCCUAGACGAAGAGGACGGAAGAAGUCUAUAGUGGCUGUGGAGCCCAGAAGUCUUAUUCAAGGAGCCUUUCAGGGGUGUUCAGUGUCUGGGAUGACACUGAAAUACAUGUAUGGGGUAAAUGCCUGGAAGAACUGGGUUCAGUGGAAAAAUGCCAAGGAAGAGCAGGGGGAUCUGAAAUGUGGCGGUAUUGAACAUACUGCAUCUAGCCCAUGUUCUGACCCUUUAGGAAGUGCUCAAGACCAUGCAGUCUCUCAAGAAUCCUCAGAGCCAGGUUGUAGAGUCCGUUCUAUCAAGCUGAAGGAAGAUAUUCUGUCCUGCACUUUUGCUGAGUUGAGUUUGGGUUUAUGCCAGUUUAUCCAAGAGGUGCGGAGACCAAAUGGUGAAAAAUAUGAUCCAGACAGUAUCUUAUACUUGUGCCUUGGAAUUCAGCAGUACCUGUUUGAAAAUGGUAGAAUAGAUAACAUUUUUACUGAGCCCUAUUCCAGAUUUAUGAUUGAACUUACCAAACUCUUGAAAAUAUGGGAACCUACGAUACUUCCUAAUGGUUACAUGUUCUCUCGCAUUGAAGAAGAGCAUUUGUGGGAGUGCAAACAGCUGGGCGCUUACUCACCAAUCGUCCUCUUGAACACCCUCCUUUUCUUCAAUACCAAAUACUUUCAACUCAAGAAUGUUACUGAGCACUUGAAGCUUUCCUUUGCCCACGUGAUGAGACGGACCCGGACUCUGAAGUAUAGCACCAAGAUGACAUAUCUGAGGUUCUUCCCACCUUUACAAAAGCAGGAGUCAGAACCAGGUGUGUGGUGGAGUUUGAGAGAUUUCUAUUCGAAGUCCGAUAAACUGACUGUUGGCAAAAGGAAACGAAAUGAAGAUGAAGAGGUUCCGGUGGGUGUGGAGAUGGCAGAGAAUACCGACAACCCACUACGAUGCCCGGUCCGACUUUACGAGUUCUACCUGUCAAAAUGUUCUGAAAGUGUGAAGCAGAGGAAUGAUGUGUUUUACCUGCAACCCGAGCGCUCCUGUGUUCCGAAUAGCCCCAUGUGGUACUCCACAUUCCCGAUAGACCCUGGGACCCUGGACACCAUGUUAACACGUAUUCUCAUGGUGAGGGAGGUACACGAAGAACUUGCCAAAGCCAAAUCAGAAGACUCUGAUGUUGAAUUAUCAGAUUGAAGUGGAAGUGGGGUUCCUAUUUUCAUACACAUGGGUAUGCACCAAACUGUGAAUGCAUCCAGCUUUGGAAAACGAUGUACAAGUCCAAGUCCUCUUGACUUGAUUAUAAGAUAAUGGAAAACAGAUGACUCGUGAACCACAGUGUGGAUGUACAAAUGAAAAUUGAAGGAAAGAAUAUGAACUGAGAAAUGUUGUUCUUUGGCAGUGAUAUAGUUCUUAGACAUCUUCAGAAUGACUAACCAAUUUCUCUUGAGUGGUGCAUAAUCUUAUUUUGUUUGGGAAUAACAAAUUGUGGAAUAUUUUUAAGGAAAACUGUUGUAUAAAACUCUACCAUAGUAACCUUAGACCUUAGAGAGGUAGCUUUGAAAUAAAGCCUUGGCUGCAGUAGGCUACUUGGGCAAGCCCUAUGUGCACGUCAGGGGAGAAAUCAGUGCAGAGCGAAGAGUGACAUCAGAUGAGGACUGUGGGACCCAGACUUGAAGACCCAAUAAAAAUACUCAACUUUUUUCUAAAAGGUAGAGAGUGAAGUGGUCUUGAUUUUGAUUUUCACUGCCAAGCCAAUUCUGUGAAGGAUAGAAGCCUCUGGUGCUUUUGCCAUGGGCCCCUCACAUCAGGGAAAAAAGGCCUUCACUGCUGUUCACACAGUAAUGUGUCCCUUUCACUUUCUGGGUCUAGCCUUCUCAGCUGUGGGUCUGGAUGUGGGUAAAUUGAGGUAAAGGGGCUGAAGCUCCACGAACUGAUUAUGCAUACAGAAAAUCUGUGGAGCCCGUUAGACCCCAAGUGUCUUGAAAUGUUUGUAGAAAACCCACUAAAAUGCCCGCUUCUCUGGGUGUCAGCCUUUAUUGCUGCUGUCUCAUAGCAUGAGCUGUGGUACACAGAAAUGGGGGUUCUCCUUUUGUUUUCAUUUUAUCCCCAAAUGGCAGCUUUUCUCUCAUUGUUUUAUCUUCCUGUUUCCCAGAUCCUCUUAUUUUGUCUUUUGCACCAGUUUCUGGAGGCCCUUGUCAUUUCAAAAAGAAUAGUCUCUCUCCUUACUCUGGCAAACCUGUGGGUGAUUCCACAAAGACACAGUAUUACUUAGCUAUCAGAAUUAUGGUAGAAAAGGUCCUAGUAUGUUCCUAUAAAGCAUUUGGAAGAUGAUCUUGUUGCCCUAAGAAACUUGAAAAUAUGGAUUCUGGGUUAGGAUACAAAGGCAUUGACUGUCUUGCAGAUCCACAGCUGGUCUUAGAGCAUUAUUCCAAACUCUAGCUGUUUUAGUAGUUCUGUGAGGAUCGCCAGUCAUAGGUGUGUUUGGCAUAACAGUCCAUCUCCCUCAUCUCCAUUCGCAGUUUCUUCUCCCAGAAAAUUUUGACUCAAAGCUUUUAUGGUGUUGACCAAUCACAGAACUUCUUUAGCUGAUGUGGAUUUGACCCUGUAAUAGAAAUGAGAGAAGUCCAAAAAGCCUCUUAGAAAUUUUAACCUUGAAAGUCUUUUCAAUAUGUCCCAUUUUUUAGAUGGGGGUGGCAGGUGUUUUGUUUUUUUUAAAUUAAUGAAAGUCAUUUAAAUACAAUAAAAAUUUUAAAGUAGGCCUUUUGACAUUGUGUACUUGAUGGUUCUGUCCCUCUGCCUGUAACAGAUUUCAUUUUGGUUACCAGGAAACUGUGUGAAAGAAGUAAAUCUGCCCCAAUUCUGUAUGAUUAAUUCCAUCUGUGUUUGUCAUUUCUGACUGGAAAACUUCUUACAUCCAGAGCUUGUUUGAUAUGGAGGAAAAACAACUGGAUUGUCUGAUAAGUCUGCCAAUAAACUAUCCAGAAACAUCAGUUGUAAUAGCCCCCACUAUACAAAUUUUAUGGUUUGUAUAAACACUAACAAUUCCCCUUCUGUAGUUGUAUCAAGAACAAAUAUUGUUGGCAUAGUAGAUACAUUGUUAGAAAACAGCAGAGAGGAAAAAAGAAAUCUGUAUCUUUUAACUGAGAACAGCUAAUACCCAGUUCAAUGACUGUAUCAGGACUUCAAUUGCAUGUUAGUCCACAGAGUUGUCCAGAACCUAAAUUAAUUCGUAAAAGAAAAUCUUGGUUAAUUAUUGGUCAUUCUUCAUAAGCGUAGUUGUUGAUAUAUGUGUCAGACUAUUUGCUUUUUAAAAUUUUAUUAAAAUUAUGUAAAAUUGCAUUUUUAUUUCCAGGGGAGGGAAAAAAAAAACAUCAAACAAGUGAAACAUCUAAAUUAUCCUUUCUGUUCUUUUUUGUUUUUUAACCACUUUUGGGUUUUCCCCUUGCAGAAACCACAGAAAUAUUCCCUUAGAAUAAAAUAGUAUAUUUGUAUUUGA
Molecule: messenger RNA, 7315 nt
Organism: Ailuropoda melanoleuca (giant panda)
Lineage: Eukaryota; Metazoa; Chordata; Mammalia; Carnivora; Ursidae
Gene: ZMYM4
Product: zinc finger MYM-type containing 4
Exons: 29
Coding region: 361-5013 (1550 amino acids)
Molecular function (GO): zinc ion binding
Source: RefSeq, a predicted model, not a curated record